This is a messenger RNA of Lineus longissimus, 4977 nucleotides long. Its product is annotated as inversin-like. Gene Ontology annotation, cellular component: nucleus; cytoplasm. The transcript has 18 exons. The record is from RefSeq and is a predicted model, not a curated record. The coding region runs from base 154 to 2901 and encodes 915 amino acids. Gene Ontology annotation, molecular function: protein binding. NCBI's taxonomy places the organism in Eukaryota, Metazoa, Nemertea, Pilidiophora, Heteronemertea, Lineidae.
UUGACCCAUGCAUAACAACAAUCUCGAAAUUUUCUUGAUUUUUCUCAAGUAUCUUCGGAAUUUCGGCAAGUUUGUGAUGUUGAUCGUUUAGAAGAUGGCACGGAUUAGUAGUUGUUAAUCCACUCCUGAUAUUCACGGUGGUGAGGUUUUGCCAUGACUGCUGUGGCACGUAGCCAUGGUAAACAAACGGCUAAGAUGGACCUUGGUGGCCCGCUCCCAUCUGCUGGUGUUGAAGCUGUCACACAGAUGCAUGCUGCUGCCGUUAAUGGGGACAAGUCCAUGCUUGCCAAGCUCAUUGUUGCGAGUACGAGAGACAUUGACGUAGGUGACCAGUUUGGUCGGACGCCCCUGAUGUUCUGUGUGCUGGCAGACCGCCCUGAAUGUGCAGAGCUCCUUUUGAAGGCUGGGGCGUCAGUUGACAAGAAGGAUCGAGGAGGGCGCACAGCGUUACACUGGGCGGCACACAAGGGUAACUUUAAGUUACUGCGUGUGUUGCUCUCCAAGGGGGCCCUCUGGAAGGAGAAGGAUAACGAGGGGCAGACACCGCUUCAUCUCUCAACGCGCCACAAGUCACCCAAAUGUCUCGCACUGUUGAUGAAACAUGUUGGCAUUGGAGAGAUCGAUGAUCAGGAUAAGAAUAAGCGAACUGCCCUCCACUGGAGUUCCUCCUACGGAAACCUGGAACACAUCAAGAUGCUGAUCAAACAGGACUCCAACAUCGGUAUCCCAGAUACUGAGGGGAAGACACCACUUCACUGGGCUGCGAGUAGCCACGAUUCGCAGGCGGUUAACUGUGUCAACUUGUUAUUGGAGACUGCCCCAAGUGUGAUCAACUGGCAAGACUAUGAAGGGCGGACAGCCCUCCAUCUUGCUGUGGCAGACGGCAACGAGGCGGUCUGUGAUGCCCUGACUUCCCUUGAGAAAUGUAGCGUCUCUGCUCUUGAUAACAUGUUUCGCACCCCGCUCCACUGGGCAGCUGUUCUCGGCCACGCCAACAUCGUCAAUCUCCUCCUCAACAGAAACGCUGACUAUUCCAGCUCUGACUCCAAUGGGGCAACACCUUUACACUACGCUGCACAAAAUAAUUAUUCUGAAACAGUCGAAGUCUUCCUAAAACGGCGAGAAAUCCGUGACGAACCGGACGUAGAUGGACGGACAGCAUUUAUGUGGGCGGCCGGGAAGGGAGCCAAUGACGUCAUAGAAACGUGGGUGAAAUAUGGUGGUGACAUCCACGAGGUGGAUAAGAAUGGUGGUACAGCCCUUCACGCUGCGGCAGUGGCAGGACAUGCGACCACCGUGAAACUACUCCUCGCCGCCAAGGCUUCCAUUGACGGCACCGAUCUCAUGAAACACACACCGUUAUUCCGGGCAUGUGAGAUGGGACACACAGAUGUGGUGCAGACGCUGAUUGAUCUGGGCGCGAGGGUCGAUAUGCUGGAUCAAGAUGGCCGAUCUCCUCUUCAUUGGGCUGCCCUUGGUGGCCAUGCCUACAUCUGCCAGAUCCUCAUCAAAUACGGCGUUGAUCCAAACAUCCGGGACCUGUCUGGACGGACGCCCCUCCAGUGUGCGGCGUACGGCGGCUUCGUCAACUGUAUGUCUGUGUUGAUAGAACACCAGUCAGACCCCAACGCUCAGGACAAUGAGGGCAUGACAGCGCUCCACUGGGGUUGCAGUAAAGGUCACCUGGAUGCUGUCAAGCUGCUACUGGAAUAUCAUGCCUUCCCCAACCACAUGGAGUUCACAGAGGACAGGUACACACCUCUGGACUACGCCCUGAUAGGGGAACAUCAUGAUGUCGCCCAGUUCAUGAUGGAGCAAGGUGGUCUUUCAAUCUCUGGCAUCCAGGAAAUCGCCGCAGCAAAGAUCCAGUCGUACUUCCGAGGUUUCCGGGUGCGGAAGACGUUCUUGGAACGGAAGAAACUCCUGAUGAAACAUGACCAGCUCAGGAAGGAUGCUGCCAAGAAACGUGCCGAGGAAGAGUACAAGAAGAAAGAAGAUAUCCGUAAUAAACGUGAGGUUGAAGAACGACGGCGUAGGGAGGAGGAAAAGAGCCAGGUGGCGCAGUCAAGAGCUUCAAGCGCGACGGUACAGAAACCAUCAACACCGAGUACGACACCUCGAGUGGAGACAGUGAGCAUGACAGGAUCAGGGACGACAGGAUCGGGGAUGGUGAGGUCAUCGCGGAAGAAACGAAACAAGGAAUUGACGGAGGAGGAGAAGAUUCUGAUCAAACGACAGGAGAAGAAGGAGAUUGUUGACGCGGAGAGAAUGAGGCAGGCUGAGUUCCGACGGAAAUGGAAGGCCGCAGUCGUUAUACAGAGGUGUUGGAGAUAUUAUCUCUAUUUCAAGAAAGGUCUGAUGAAAAAAGCCGCCGAUAACAUCCGAACAAAGCGGUUAGCGGCCGGAGAAGAGGAGUGGUACAGACAGAUUGCCGCUCUGACGAUACAGCUCGCUUGGAGGAAGUAUUACCGCCGCAAACUGAUGCGGUCGCUGACACCCAGGAGUCGUCACAUCAUGCACAUGUGGGAUCCAGAAGUGAUCGCGACAAAGCAGCGAGCUAUGCUCAGGGAUAUCUAUUGUGAAGAGCUCCAGGUUCCGGUAUGGCAUCCCAAACUACAUCCUCCAGUUCGACCUUCGUGGUUCAAAUAUAUUCCUUCCCCAGCUGCCCUGUCUUUCAACUUUGCCGUUGACCAGUAUCACCCCCUAGUGGCAAGACGAGGAUCUUCCAGACUGACGUACAUGAACGAUAACAGUACGAGGGUUCGCCCGUUCUCCAUGAAGCGAGAGAGUGAGGGUUGGUGUCAUGUCACAGAUGAGGCUUCCAAGGAACUCCACGGGGUCAAGUUAUCGGACAAAGCAGAUCGUUCAAAGACAUGGUCAUACAACAUGAGAGAAUUCUAACUUGGGUUUGGAUCGUGGAAUGAAAAGUGCCAAAUUAGGGAUGAUUUAGGGUCAUCACAGAAUGAUGGGUUCACUAUGACACUGGCUGCCCAGGGCUGUGUAACAUUGUGACCAUGCUAUUACAGUCCAGUGACAAGAGGUCAGCCCAGGGCUGUGUAACAUUGUGACCAUGCUAUUACAGUCCAGAGACAAGAGGUCAGCCCAGGGCUGUGUAACAUUGUGACCAUGCUAUUACAGUCCAGAGACAAGAGGUCAGCCCAGGGCUGUGUAACAUUGUGACCAUGCUAUUACAGUCCAGAGACAAGAGGUCAACCCAGGGCUGUGUAACAUUGUGACCAUGCUAUUACAGUCCAGAGACAAGAGGUCAGCCCAGGGCUGUGUAACAUUGUGACCAUGCUAUUACAGUCCAGAGACAAGAGGUCAACCCAGGGCUGUGUAACAUUGUGACCAUGCUAUUACAGUCCAGAGACAAGAGGUCAGCCCAGGGCUGUGUAACAUUGUGACCAUGCUAUUACAGUCCAGUGACAAGAGGUCAACCCAGGGCUGUGUAACAUUGUGACCAUGCUAUUACAGUCCAGAGACAAGAGGUCAGCCCAGGGCUGUGUAACAUUGUGACCAUGCUAUUACAGUCCAGAGACAAGAGGUCAACCCAGGGCUGUGUAACAUUGUGACCAUGCUAUUACAGUCCAGAGACAAGAGGUCAGCCCAGGGCUGUGUAACAUUGUGACCAUGCUAUUACAGUCCAGAGACAAGAGGUCAACCCAGGGCUGUGUAACAUUGUGACCAUGCUAUUACAGUCCAGUGACAAGAGGUCAGCCCAGGGCUGUGUAACAUUGUGACCAUGCUAUUACAGUCCAGAGACAAGAGGUCAGCCCAGGGCUGUGUAACAUUGUGACCAUGCUAUUACAGUCCAGAGACAAGAGGUCAACCCAGGGCUGUGUAACAUUGUGACCAUGCUAUUACAGUCCAGUGACAAGAGGUCAGCCCAGGGCUGUGUAACAUUGUGACCAUGCUAUUACAGUCCAGAGACAAGAGGUCAGCCCAGGGCUGUGUAACAUUGUGACCAUGCUAUUACAGUCCAGAGACAAGAGGUCAGCCCAGGGCUGUGUAACAUUGUGACCAUGCUAUUACAGUCCAGAGACAAGAGGUCAGCCCAGGGCUGUGUAACAUUGUGACCAUGCUAUUACAGUCCAGAGACAAGAGGUCAGCCCAGGGCUGUGUAACAUUGUGACCAUGCUAUUACAGUCCAGUGACAAGAGGUCAGCCCAGGGCUGUGUAACAUUGUGACCAUGCUAUUACAGUCCAGAGACAAGAGGUCAGCCCAGGGCUGUGUAACAUUGUGACCAUGCUAUUACAGUCCAGUGACAAGAGGUCAGCCAAGUACCUAUAGCAAGAUCUGAUAAACACACACUGACAAACAAGCUUACUGUUGGCUGAUCUCUGUCACAUUGUUAAUGUUAGUGCUAGUCCUGUUUAAUAGAAAGAAUCAAAAUAGUACAAGAUAUGCUGUCCUCAAAAUGAUGCAAUAUCCCGGUAAUACUACUGAUUGUGUGAGUGCAUGGCAGGUAGAUUAACAUCUGGGUUGGGUCACAAUGAUUCCCUCGGAUGAGGUUUUGUGUGGAUCUGAUAUUGAUAUUAGCGGGUAGUAAGAUAGAGAUGUUCGUCGACACUUAUUAUCACAGCACAGUAUUUAAAGUUGUCGUUUUGAGAGUACUUUUAUACCAUUUGAUAGUUUUACUGCUGUAAGGGUUGAGGUUUUAGGGGGUGGGGCUCUUUAUGCAAACAUUUUCAAGAUUAUUUCUUACCCUUUUGAAUCAUGACUUGAAUGAAAGAGUACGUCCAAUCGUGGGGGGUCAUGUUGAGCGUACCUCACCAUGCUGAUUGGGGUAAGAUUUUAAGUGACCAGCCUCUUUAUGCAAACGUUUCCAAUCAUGAUUUUACCGUUUAUAAAACUUGUGUACAUGAAGGGGAUUUUAAAGCUUUGUUAAUUCAUGUAUUUACACUCAACCUUGUAUAGUUUAUACAUUGUAGAAUUUUUGUAUAUAACCAUGUACAUGUUGCAUUUGCUGACUAAAC